Chelonia mydas (Green sea turtle) is the source of this 3595-nucleotide messenger RNA. It is a transcript of the gene FNDC4, whose product is annotated as fibronectin type III domain containing 4. Gene Ontology annotation, molecular function: protein binding. The coding region runs from base 101 to 757 and encodes 218 amino acids. The transcript is spliced from 6 exons. The record is from RefSeq and is a predicted model, not a curated record. NCBI's taxonomy places the organism in Eukaryota, Metazoa, Chordata, Testudines, Cheloniidae.
GCGCAGGGGCCGAUCCCGCCGCGGCGGACACGGAGCCCGGGGUUCCUGCGGCCCCAGCCCGGGGUUCCUGCGGCCCCCGCGGGCUGCCCCCGGCGGGGCCAUGGCCCCCUUCCCCGCCUGCCUCAACUCGGCCGUGCUGGUGCUCUUCAGCUGCGACCUCUGCCUGGUGCGAGCAAAUAGGCCGCCGGCCCCAGUCAAUGUGACUGUUACGCACCUGAAGGCAAACUCCGCCACUGUCUCGUGGGAUGUCCCAGAAGGAGACGUCAUCAUUGGCUAUGCCAUCUCACAGCAGCGGCAGGACGGGCAAAUGCAGCGGUUCAUCCGGGAGGUGAACACCACGAACCGGGCCUGUGUGCUGUGGGACCUGGCGGAGGACGCAGACUACAUCAUCCAGGUGCAGAGCAUCAGCCUACAUGGAGAGAGCCAGGCCAGCAAGAGGGUCCAUUUCCGGACCCUGAAAGAGACCGAUCGCCUCCCCUCCAACAGCUCCAACCAAGGUGACAUCACUGUGGAAGGGCUGGACAAGCAGCGGCAGCUCCAGACCGGGGAGAUUGUCAUCAUCGUGACGGUGCUGCUCAUGUGGGCAGCGGUGAUCGCGCUCUUCUGCAGACAGUAUGACAUUAUCAAGGACAACGACUCCAACAACAACAAGGAAAAGACCAAGCCAUCCUCAGAGCACAGCACCCCGGAGCGACCCACGGGGGGGCUCCUGCGCAGCAAGAAAAAGUCUCUAUCUGUCAAUAUCAUUGAGGUGUGAGCACAGAUCAGCUCUGGAUCCGAGGGCCCUGGGAAUGCUGCCAGAGCCGAGGAAGAUCAUGGGAUAAAAGGACAACACCAGGCUGCCAGCCUGCAACCCUCAGCAUGCAAAGACUUGUUUAUCAGAAAUUAUGCUUCUUCCAAGGCCUUCUCCCCAUGAGGGGAUCUGCAUGGAGACCGUUUGGAUGAUGCAUGCAGAACUAAGCCUCACACCCAUCAUGUAAUCGCCCAUGGGCCGCUCGGGAGUCAAUGGGGAGCCUGGAACAGCACCGAAAGAACAAACAGCAAUAUCCGGAUUUCAAGGGAUGCGGGAGCCUCCUGCUGAUGCAGGGAUAAUGUCGUGGAAGUGGGCUCUCAUGGCCCUGUCACUCAGCAGCUGUUACGUAAACGGCAGUGUGUCCUCAUGUUCACGCCUGUUACAGCCUUAGGUAUGGCCAGACCUAAGCCAGGCUGCUGACAUAGCUCCAGUCACCAGAGAGCCCUAGAAGGGGCCUAGCUCUCAUUCAGCGCGCCUGGAGCCUCAGAGGGAUUUUCUGUUUGUUUACGGUCCCAGAGAAGUGCCCACUUUCCAGCCCCCUAACCCUGCAAGCCUAGACUGUGGGGCCCACGGAGGUGGAGCAGGUGCUAGCUCAGGAACGGCUGCCAAGAGAACUGAUCGGAGCUGGGGAGGUUUUCGCAGCACUCCCCAAAGUCUGGAGUCUGAAUUGCAGGAUGGCCCCAUGCCCCCUGCAGACGUGACCAGAGAUGGUAUCCCAGCCCAAGGAGGCAGGAGGUUGGCUGGGUCACUGAGCUGACUUCAGCUACUGGCAGCUCAGAUGAGCUUCCACCCCUUCCCUUAGUAUGAGUGUGACCACCCCGGGGAGGUGAGGACCUCAGACCAGGAAGGGCCAAUGCUGCCUUGUGCUGUGCCCAGCAAACAGCAAAGCAGGGCCUUGCUGCAGAGACAGCGGGAUGCAGGGGAGAGUGCUCCCUAUCACAUCUCACGCCUGCCCAGUUUGUAGGGCAGCAGGGAUGUACCCAGUGCACAUAAAAACAUACCCCCUGCUAACUGCAUUGCCUGGGAGGUCUCCAGGUCACGGUUCAGCUCUGGGUGUGGGGGGGAAAUCUAGCACAUGUAGCUCUGACUCCUCUCCUCCUCUGCCUCUGGCUCCCUCGGAGGCUUCCAGCGUGCAGAAGCUCUGUUCCAGCAGCCCUGGUGCAGGCUACGUAGAGCCAGAGUCUGGGUCACUGGGAAACACCCACAGGCCCCAGAGAAAUGUGUGUGGCGGGGGAGAGAAUACCGUGCUGAAUCCCCAUGCCUCUGGGGGGCAAAGGCCUCAAUGCAAACUGCCUGUGGCCCGUCUGCCUCCGCCCAUCAGGCAAAGGCCUCACCACAGGGCCCUGCCCCAGCCCCCUCACUCUGCGGGGCAAAGGCCUCACCACAGGGCCCUGCCCCAGCCCCCUCACUCUGCGGGGCAAAGGCCUCACCACAGGGCCCUGCCCCAGCCCCCUCAUUCUGCAGGGCAAAGGCCUCACCACAGGGCCCUGCCCCAGCCCCCUCACUCUGCCGAGGCCUCACUCUUGGUGCCUGCCCCAGCUCUAUCCUAUUGCUCCUAGCAUUGAAGGCUUCACUGCAGGCCCUGCCCCGCUUGCAGCGUGGUUUUAGGUUGGGUCCCUAUGGAGUGUGCGAGGGGUAGUUCCUUUACGCACCAGUGCAUGGCCUAGAAGGGGUUGGUCUCCAUCCCUAGGGAGAUGCUGCUGCUGGAGAGAGACUGUCCCAGGGCUUCCCAGACACACAGCGCCUGCUCCAUGUAGGAGACAGUGGUGUCAGAGUCUGUGCAGAGAGCCAUUCCUCCUCCCUAAGAUGCAACUAGGAAAUGUGCUACUCCAGCCCACCCCCAUCACAUCACCAGCCCUGAACAUGGCAGAGUUCUCCCCCACCACAACCCUUUGCAGCCUCCUGUGCCCUCAAUGACUGCCUUGGACACGGCCAUGACAUACAAUUUCCAGGCCACCUGGAAUCCCGGAGUUAAAUCUCUCUGGCAACAGGGGCCAGGUGGGCAGGAUUCUACGCCUGAGUUAUUCAGUGUCCGUUCAGUCACAACCCCAGCCCGGCAGCUCACAGACUCUGGCUCAGCGGGUCUUUACAGCCUGAAUCCUUGCCUGUGCCUCAGCUGUCACGUAGGGGAAACGCUUCCAGUCCGACAGGGCGAUAGUCCCACUCCUGCCGCACUCCCCACGGCUCUCUGGCUGCAGCUGUUACUCCUUCCCCCCAGAGCAGGCAGUGCCCCCGGCCCAGGUUCCCAUGGGAGAGGGUGGUGCUUAUUCCACUAGGCCCUUCUGCUGGAAAGGAGCUGACCCAAGCAACUUGGAAACACCAAUAAAACCCACCAAGUUCUUGUACCCACCAAUUAACCCUCAAGUUCAGGGCAGAGGAGUAUCCAGGGCGGUUAAAGCUGAACACCUCCUGCUAGCACCCAGACCCCAGGGUCCAUGUGGCAUCACCGUGGAGUGAAUUCUGUCAUUUGGAACCAGCAUUGCUCUUAGCCAAAAGGCUGAGGCCAAACCAACCCCAGCCCCUCUCCCACACAUCUGCCUUCCUCCAUCAGAAGAGAACAGAACAGCCUCCACUGGAGGAAUGACAGGUUUGUAGCCUGCUCCCCCAGGGGCUGGGAUGCUGUCUGUGCAGCCCCAGGAUUAAUGAGAAUCACAGGAUCCAGUGUCUUCCAGGAACUUAAUCUUCAAGCAAAGCACUUUCAGGACUCUUCCCUCCAGGUGCUGCUCGGCUCCUGCCAUGGGCAUACCGGGGGCAGGACAAGUGACUCCCUGUGGCAGGGUCUUUCCAAUAAAAGUCUCUGGC